AUGGCGAGUGUGAAUUGCAGGGCUACCCCAAAAGAACUGGCCCAGAAUAGUUUCCCAGAUGUGGUGGAGCUAAACGUAGGGGGUCAGGUUUACUAUACGCGCCACUCCACGCUCGUAGGGACCCCUAACUCGUUAUUAGGCAAGUUAUUCUCAACCAAAAAGGACGCCACGAAUGAUUUAGCCAGAGAUCCAAAGGGACGCUAUUUCAUCGACAGAGAUGGCUUCUUGUUCCGCUACGUGUUGGACUUUUUACGGGACAAACAGGUCGUGCUCCCGGAUCACUUCCCAGAGAAAGGCCGGCUGAGGAAAGAGGCGGAGUAUUUCCAGCUGCCCGACCUGGUGAAGCUGCUCUCUCCUGAAGAUUUAAAGCAGAGUCCGGAUGACUUCUUCCACAGCGACUACGAGGACUCCCAGGGCAGCGACCCGCGCCACUGCCCGCCCCCGUCUCUGGUGCCAGCGGAUCGGAAGAGCGGAUUCAUCACGGUGGGGUACAGGGGCUCGUGCACGAUGGGGCGCGAGAGCCAGAGCGACGCGAAGUUCAGACGCGUGCCGAGGAUACUGGUGUGCGGACGGGUGGCGCUGGCGAAGGAAGUUUUUGGGGAGACCCUGAACGAGAGCAGAGAUCCGGAUAGGACCCCGGAUCGAUACACGUCCCGGUUUUACCUCAAGUUCAAGCAUCUGGAGAGGGCCUUCGACAUGCUGUCCGAGUGCGGAUUCCAGAUGGUGGCUUGCAACUCCUCAGUGACUGCGUCGUUCGUGAACCAGCACACUGAGGACAAGGUCUGGUCCAGCUACACGGAGUACGUCUUCUACCGUGGGCCGUCCCGCUGGUCCUCCCCUCCGUGCGACUGCUGCUGCAAGAACCACAAGGGCGACGGGGAGGGCGAGAGCGGCACCUCCAUCAACGACCUCUCCACCUCCAGCUCCGAAAGCAACUCCGAGGUCGGCUCCCCGCAGGAAACCGUCAUCUGCGGGCCCGUCGCACGCCCCCAGCAGCACCCCCACGCCAACGUCCAAACCCUGGAUAGACCGCUCAAAAAGGGUCCCGUGGCUAUGCUCCAGAAGUCCGAACCGCGGAGAAAGAGCGAUUUAAUCCGAGAGUCCGGGAGUUCCAAGAAACGACCGGCGAAAGAGAAGCUAACCGUGGAGGAGGAGCUGGAGAGGUGCAUCCAGGAUUUUCGGAAAAUUAAGAUUCCCGAAAGGUUCCCGGAGAGGAAGUACAAUUGGCAAGCAGAUCUGCUGAGAAAGUACCGCCUUUGA
Molecule: messenger RNA, 1260 nt
Organism: Periophthalmus magnuspinnatus
Lineage: Eukaryota; Metazoa; Chordata; Actinopteri; Gobiiformes; Gobiidae
Gene: kctd16b
Product: potassium channel tetramerization domain containing 16b
Exons: 2
Coding region: 1-1260 (419 amino acids)
Biological process (GO): regulation of G protein-coupled receptor signaling pathway; protein homooligomerization
Cellular component (GO): postsynaptic membrane; presynaptic membrane
Molecular function (GO): protein binding
Source: RefSeq, a predicted model, not a curated record